AUGUCUGCUGAAUGUGUUCGCCAUGCUGCUUAUUACAAGGAAACAGAACUUGAAUACCACUGGCAUCUCUCAAUGACUUUGGUUUGGGAGGCUGAGAAGCUUUCAAGGCUCAAGCAUUUUAUUGAUGGAAAACAGCAGGAGCAGGAGGAUCAAACCACUCAGGCAUUUGAGGAAGCAGCACUCUUUACACAUAUUCAGGAUUUCAAGUUCAUUACUGCAGUUCAAACGAAUGAGGUGGAAAGGGUCAAACAGUUAAAUGCCGAACUCGAUGAGCUCAAUAUUUUUCUUCCACUGGCUUCAGACCUCAACAAUAAUUAUACACGCUCUAUCAGAGAUCCCCACAACUCUGAUCAUUCAUCUGUUGGAGACCCCCCCCCCCCCCAAGGAUGA
Messenger RNA from Suillus paluster, 390 nucleotides. RefSeq lists its product as uncharacterized. NCBI's taxonomy places the organism in Eukaryota, Fungi, Basidiomycota, Agaricomycetes, Boletales, Suillaceae. The transcript has a single exon. Bases 1 to 390 code for a protein of 129 amino acids. The record is from RefSeq and is a predicted model, not a curated record.